Molecule: messenger RNA, 435 nt
Organism: Exaiptasia diaphana
Lineage: Eukaryota; Metazoa; Cnidaria; Anthozoa; Actiniaria; Aiptasiidae
Exons: 4
Coding region: 1-435 (144 amino acids)
Source: RefSeq, a predicted model, not a curated record
AUGACUAAGGAUAUGUCAAGAAACGGUUGCAGCACAGAAAUAUGUCUUGGAUCAAAGGAUUGGAAGAUAUUUAACUCUUCUCAAUUUCGACUGUUUGAAAACCGAGUGACCUGGGGAGAAGCCAGGCACAAUUGUCGAGCACACAAUGGAGACCUGGUAUCAAUUCAUAGUCAACAGGAGCAGGACUUCAUAUCAAACAAACUUCUCAAUAAUGCGUCAAGAGGAAAUUCUUCGAAUACCUUGUUAAUAAUGCUUUGGAAACUGGAUGGAAUCUCAGACGUUGCUUUAAGCCUCCACGGAGAUGCUGUAAUAAAGGAUGUCGAUGGAUACAAAGCCCUGUACCUUGAUGGAAACAGUCAGAACUAUGCAACUACACAACAAAUGAGCCUCAUACAGCGAGGUUUCACUAUCGGAGCCUGGGUCAAACUAUUUUAA